CUUAGUGACUGGUUUCCAAAAAUUAGGCAUUCGAGUUAAGUGUCUUUAAGUGAAGAUUUUCAGUGAAAGAAAAUGUUUAACAAAUACUGCUUCAGGGAUUGAAGAUUUUUAGGAUAAACUGGUUAAAAUAUCUUUUAUCCCAUUUAUUGGAGUAGUAAUUGAAUUAAAGAUUGCCACCUUCAAUCGAUCGUAGCAUAGAAAACAGUGAUAAUGUCUCAAAAUCGUUUAACUUGUUACAGUUAUAAACUAUGGAUGGGCCCAGGCACUUAUUGUGUACCCCCCGAGCUGUUUGCUUUGAAUAGAUCGAGGUUAGCUGAAAGGCUGAAUUCAAAAGAAAUUCCUAAAAAAUCUGUGGUUCUUUUACAAGGAGGAAAUGAGAUCCCCUUUAAUGAUACUGAUACAAACUAUCUGUUUAGACAAGAAUCAUACUUUAUGUGGACGUUUGGUGUUCUAGAGGAAAAAUGUUUUGGUGCGUUGGAUUUGGAUACAAGAAAAUCAUUUUUAUUCGUACCAAGACUUCCUGAGUCAUACGCAGUAUGGAUGGGACCUCUUUACACAUUGGACGAUUUUAAGAUGAAAUAUAAAAUUGACAGCGUACAUUAUACUGAUGAGAUUGCUGAAGUGCUGAAAAAUCAUGGUGCAUCUGUUUUAUUAACUCUGAAAGGAAUAAACAGUGAUAGCGGUUCCGAAUCAAAAGAAGCGAGCUUUACCGGAAUAGAAAGCUUUCAAGUUAAUAAUGCUCUCCUCUUUCCUGAAAUUGCGGAUUUACGUACAGUUAAAACUGAUUUAGAAUUGGAUGUGAUACGUUAUGUAGUAGAAGUGUCAUCAGCAGCACAUAGAAAAGUUAUGAGGAUGGCGAGACCUGGCAAAACUGAAUACCAAUGUGAAUCAGAGUUUCUGCAUUAUUGUUAUUCUGUUGGAGGUUGUAGAUAUGUUUCUUAUACUUGCAUAUGUGGAUCAGGACCUAAUGCUGCUAUACUACAUUACGGUCAUCCAGGAGCACCUAAUGACCGUUUUAUACAAGAUGGAGAUACACUUCUUUUCGAUAUGGGUGCUAACUAUAUGGGUUUUGCUGCAGACAUAACUUGUUCUUUUCCUGCUAAUGGAACGUUUACUUCUAUGCAAAGGUUAAUAUACGAAGCCGUUUUAAAAUCUAAUUUAGCAGUAAUGACAAACGGAAAGCCAGGAGUUUUAUGGACUGAUAUGCAUUUACUAGCAAACAAAGUGCUUCUUCAAGAAUUGAAAAAUGGUGGUCUUUUAACUGGUAAUGUUGAUGAAAUGGUCAAGGCAGGUUUGGCUGCUAUUUUCCAACCUCACGGAUUGGGUCAUCUAUUAGGACUUGAUGUGCAUGAUGUGGGUGGUUAUCUUGACAACAAUCCCCCGAGACCAAAGGAACCAAGGGGGGCUGAAAAAUUGAGAACAGCUCGAGUUUUGCAAAAAAACAUGGUCCUUACUAUUGAACCGGGAUGUUACUUUAUUGAUCCGUUACUUGAUUCAGCUCUUGCUGAUCCCAAAUUAGCACAAUUUAUAAUAAAAGAAGAAAUUGAAAGGUUUAGAGGAUUUGGUGGAAUUCGAAUUGAAGAUGAUGUUGUUGUUACUGAGAAUGGCAUUGAAAAUUUAACAAAAGUACCAAGAACUAUUCAGGAAAUUGAAGAUUGGAUUUCUGGGAAAGAUGAUGGCAAAUACUAGAAAGAUUUGUGAAUGUAUGCAUACACAUAAAGUGGGUAGGUAAACAUUUUUAUAUACAACAAAAUAUAUUUACUGUAACACGUACUCAAGUAUAUUUUUUGGAAAAUAAGUACUCGAUUAUAUUAGUCUACAAAUGUUUCGAUAAUGAUCCAUUGGUGAUGAAUAAUAAUAAACUGUACAUGACUUCUUAA
This is a messenger RNA of Agrilus planipennis (emerald ash borer), 1880 nucleotides long. Its product is annotated as xaa-Pro dipeptidase. Gene Ontology annotation, molecular function: metalloaminopeptidase activity; manganese ion binding. The record is from RefSeq and is a predicted model, not a curated record. Bases 211 to 1689 code for a protein of 492 amino acids. NCBI's taxonomy places the organism in Eukaryota, Metazoa, Arthropoda, Insecta, Coleoptera, Buprestidae. The transcript is spliced from 11 exons.